UCAAAUAAAUAAAUAAAUAUAUAUACAUAUUUAUGUGCUUUUCAUAUAAAUUUUAAAUAUUUUCAAAUCGAUGGCAUAAGUGUGUUCAAGUGCUGUUAUCUGCACACAUCUAACGGAUGUGCGUGUGUGUGUACGCUUGUAAGUGUGUUGCCAAUAAUUGAGCAUGCAUUUAAACAAAAGCCAUAUAUAAAAAAAUAAAUGAUAUAUUAACGUAAAUAUUAUGGAAAAAUGCGCUCUUGAAUGAUUGAAGCUCAUAAAACAUUUAUAGCUGCAACACGUUUCAAAGAGGAAUACAACAAAUGAAAUGUCAUAUGAAGUUCAUAUGCUUCUUUGUGUGUGUGUGCUGCUAAAUGCUUUAAUUAAGAGUCAGCCAUAACGAAAAAAAAAAAUAAAUAAACGGAUCAUUUGUGGAUUAUCAGUGGAAAAUAGAACUGUAGCUGUGCUGCAAAUGCGGAUUUGACUCAAUGCGGCAGUUGUCCGGCUCCUCAAUAAGUUAGAUUGGCAAGAGCGUACCCACUACAAUUCCAUUAGCUGCAGACAUUAGAGGCAAACCGAAAAGAUAAAAAAUAAAGGAAUAUUGAAAGAAAUUCGAAAAAUUAAAGCCACAGCAGAUAAAUGCAGGCACUUUGAUUGCAACAUAAAAUUGCCACAGAAAAUUGCAUAAAAUUGCGAAAAAGAAAAGUGAGAGAAAGAGAGAAAGUGUGGGUGAGCGAGACAGAAAUAAAAACGAAGAUAGUCACAUCUAAACGGGGUCAGUAAUUUGCUGCACGAUUGCCAACCGAGGCAAGCAGCCAACCAGCCAACGAACUGGAAGUUUAAUUGCCACAGCUCUCAUUGUUAGUGUUGCUGUUGCCGUCUGAAGCGAAUGCAACAAUUAAAGCCAAAAACUUUUUGGACAAAAUGCUGCUGCCAACGCCCUGGCCCCAACUAGCUGAACAAAUCCAUUGGCAACAACAUUUGUGCAGGGCAUAAGGAGCAAACAAAAACAAAAACCAGCCAAAAACACGCACAAGCAGCAACACUCCAACUGAGAGCGAGCGAGAGAGAGAGAGAGUAUCUUAAGGAUUGGCAGCUGGAGGAGGCGUGGCUUCAAAAUUGUCUGCUUCUAAUUUGAAUGGACUCAACAGCAUUCGACAUACAAAUGCAUAUUUGGAAACUUUUGUUAAUUGUUACAAAAUUUGUACGCAUUGGUAUUGCCGACAAAAACGAUUCGCCGCCAUAUUUCGAUAGAUUUCUGUACGAGACUGAAAUCGAUGAGAAUGCCGAUUUGCAGAGCACAGUGCUCACUGUCAACGCCAAGGAUCACAAUGACUCGACGAAUAUUCGAUACCAGAUCACAGGCGGUAACAUAGGCAAUGCCUUUGGCGUGCAGAAUACGACGGGCGUCAUCUACGUGGCCAGUCCGCUAGACUAUGAAACGCGGCCAAGGUAUGAGCUGCGCCUGGAGGCAACACGCAAUCGUAAAAACAACUAUACCACCGUUGUCAUCAAUGUACGCGAUGUUAACGAUAAUCCACCUGUAUUCGAUCGUCAAACAUAUCGGACGCAAAUCACUGAGGAAGAUGAUCGCAAUUUGCCCAAACGCAUUUUACAGGUUACGGCUACCGAUGGCGAUGUAGAUAGACCAAUAAAUAUUGUAUAUUUCCUAACCGGCCAGGGCAUCGACCCGGAUAAUACAGCGAAUAGUAAAUUUGAUAUAAAUCGCACAACUGGCGAUAUUUUUGUACUCAAGCCCCUGGACCGGGAUCAGCCCAAUGGGCGGCCGCAAUGGCGUUUCACCGUAUUUGCCCAGGACGAGGGCGGCGAGGGCCUGGUCGGCUAUGCGGACAUUCAAGUUAAUCUAAAGGACAUCAAUGACAAUGCGCCGCAGUUUCCGCAGGGCGUCUACUUUGGCAAUGUCACCGAGAAUGGCACAGCCGGCAGCCCCGUGAUGACAAUGUCUGCCAUUGACUAUGACGAUCCCAACGAGAGCACCAAUGCCAAGCUAAUCUACUCAAUCGAGAAGAACGUCAUCGAAGAGGAAACGGGCGCACCCAUCUUCGAAAUUGAACCCGAAACGGGCCUCAUCAAAACGGCCGUCUGCUGUCUCGACCGGGAACGCACACCGGACUACUCCAUCCAGGUGGUGGCCAUGGACGGUGGCGGUCUGAAGGGCACUGGCACCGCCUCCAUACGUGUUAAGGACCUGAACGAUAUGCCGCCGCAGUUUACCAAAGACGAAUGGUUCACUGAGGUGGACGAGACGAACGGCACCUACAUACCCGAGACGCCCAUUUUGACGGUCACCGUGCAGGAUGAGGACGAGACGAACAGCUUUCAGUACAAGGUGGUGCCGAACAGCGGCUUCGGUGCGGACAAAUUUGCGAUGGUGCGCAAUGCGGAUGGCACUGGCUCGCUGAAAAUCAUCCAGCCGCUGGACUACGAGGAUCCGUUGCAGAGCAGCGGCUUCCGCUUUCGCAUACAGGUGAACGACAAGGGCGAGGACGGUGCGGACAAGUAUCAUGUGGCCUACUCGUGGGUCGUGGUCAAGCUGCGCGACAUCAAUGACAAUGUGCCACGCUUCGACCGCGAUCACAUCGAGGUCUCCAUCUACGAGGACACCAAGGUGGGCACCGUACUGGAGCAGUUUCGCGCCAGCGAUGCGGACCAGGGCGGCCAUUCGCGCGUCAGCUACAAAAUAGUGCGCGCCAGCAAUCGACGCAGGCAAUUCGCCAUCAGCGACAAGGGCGCCAUCAGCAUACAGCGACCGCUCGAUCGAGAGGCGGCGGAUCGUCAUCAUGUGCAGAUCUUGGCCAGCGACGAUGGCAAUCCGCCGCGCACGGCAACGGCUACGCUGACUGUGAUUGUCAAGGACGUGAACGACAAUGCGCCCACGCUGGCCCAGGACUACAAGCCGACGUUGCCGGAGAAUGUCUCGCCACGCAAGAUCAUCGAGGUGGCCGCCAAGGAUGCGGACGAUCGACAGCGCGGCAAUGGCGGACCCUUCAGCUUUCGCCUGGAUCCACUGGCCAGCGAUGAGAUACGAGCGGGCUUUAAGGUGGAAUACGAUCGCAGGGGUGACAAUGGCAACGGUGUGGCCAUAAUAUCAUCGCUGCGUCCCUUCGACCGUGAGGUGCAAAAGUCCUAUGACAUACCCAUCGAGAUAAAGGACAACGGAGCGCCGGCAAUGACGGGCACCAGCACACUGACUGUGACCAUUGGCGAUGUCAACGACAACAAAAUGCAGCCGGGCAGCAAAUCGGUGCUGGUUUAUAACUACCAGGGCCAGUCGCAGGACACACCAAUCGGCCGGGUGUAUGUCAACGAUCCCGACGACUGGGAUGUGCCCGACAAGAAAUACUAUUGGGAGGCGCAGGAGCAUCAGCGCUUCAAACUCGACACAGACACCGGCAUCCUGACGAUGCGGGCUGGGACACGACGUGGCCGCUACCAACUGCGCUUUAAGGUCUACGAUCGUGAGCACGGUCAGGAGGAUAUCCCAGCGAAUCUGAGCGUCACAGUGCGCGACAUUACCGCAGAGGCGGUGCAGCAGGCGGGCUCCAUGCGCUUGGCCCACAUAACCGACGAGGACUUUGUGCGCACCUGGAAUCCGCUGAAGCAGCAGGUGGAACCAUCGAAGCUGGAACGUUUUCGCAACAAGCUGGCCGAGCUGCUCUACACAGAUCGCGACAAUGUGGACGUAUUCAGCGUCCAGCUGCGCGCCCAGUCGCCAUAUCCGCUAACCGAUGUCCACUUCGCCGCCCGCUCAGCCACACAGCAGCCGUACUUCAAGGCGGUGCGUCUCAAUGGUGUGGUGCAAAUGCAUCGCGAGGAGAUCGAACAGGAGGUGGGCCUCAACAUCACCAUGGUGCAUAUCGACGAGUGCUUGCACGAGGGGCGUGGCAAGUGUCCCACUGGCUCCUGCAGCUCACGCACCGAGCUGGGCAAGCGCCCCUACACGGUCAGCGUGAAUCGCACGGCUCUGGUCGGCGUCCGGCUGGAGUUGAGUGCACAGUGCGUGUGCCGUGCCAGAAAUUUCAGUGGCCAGGAUCAUAAUUGUCGUUCGCAUCACUGCUUCAAUGGCGGACGCUGCGUGGAGACGCGCAACGGGCCGCGCUGCGUUGCCUGCCCCGUGGGCUAUGGCGGUCCGCGCUGCCAGCAGUCGACGCGCAGCUUUCGGGGCAACGGCUGGGCCUGGUAUCCGCCGCUGGAGCUGUGCGGCGAGUCGCAUCUGAGCCUUGAGUUUAUAACACGCGAGCCGAACGGCCUCAUCCUCUACAAUGGGCCCAUUGUGCCGCCCAAGCCGGGCGAGAGCGUAAUCAGCGACUUCAUAGCCAUUGAACUGGAACAGGGCUAUCCGCGUCUGCUCAUCGACUUUGGCUCCGGCACCCUGGAGCUGCGUGUGAAGAGCAAAAAGACGCUGGACGAUGGCAUUUGGCAUCGCUUGGACAUCUUUUGGGAUGCGGAAAACGUGCGCAUGGUGGUGGACUUUUGUCGCACCGCCCUAGUCUCAGAGCUGGAGGAUGGCACCGCACCCGAGUUCGAUGACAAUGCGUGCCAGGCACGCGGUCAGAUACCACCAUUUGCCGAGACCCUGAAUCUGAACCAACCACUGCAGCUGGGCGGCCUCUACAGGCAGCACUUCGAUCAGACCCUGUAUAAUUGGCAAUAUGCCUUCAGCUCGAAGGGCUUCGAUGGCUGCAUACGCAACGUGGUGCACAAUUCGGAGCACUAUGAUCUCGCCUUUCCGGCGCUCGCACGCAACAGUUUUCCCGCCUGCCCGCAAACGGACGAGGUCUGCCUGAAGACGGAGCACACGGCCCGCUGCUGGGAGCACGGCAACUGUGUGGCCAGCCUGGUGCAGGCGAAAUGCCACUGCAAGCCCGGCUGGAUGGGGCCGGGCUGUAAUGUGCCCACCGUGCCGACCACCUUCAAGCCGCAGAGCUAUGUCAAGUUCGCGCUGAGCUUCGAGCCGGAUCGGUUUAGCACCCAGCUGCAGUUGAGAUUUCGCACCCGGGAGCAGGUCGGCGAGCUGUUCCGUGUCAGCGAUCAGCAUCAGCGGGAGUAUGCGAUACUGGAGCUGCGCCGCGGACAGCUGCAGUUCCGCUACAAUCUCAACUCGUUGCGCAACGAGGAGCAGCUGCUGGCGCUGACAGCGAUUGCCGUCAACGAUGGCCAGUGGCAUGUGGUGCGAAUCAGUCGGUAUGGCUCGGCGGCCAUCAUGGAGCUGGACGGCGGCGAGUCGCGGCGCUACAAUGAAUCCUUUCACUACCAGGGCCAUCAGUGGCUCAGCAUUGACAAGCAGGAGGGCGUCUAUGCGGGCGGCAAGGCUGAGUAUACGGGCGUGAAAACGUUUGAGGUGCAAUCGGACUUCCAAAGGAGCUGCCUGGACGACAUCAGGCUGGAUGGCAAACAUCUGCCGCUGCCACCGGCCAUGAAUGGCACCCAAUGGGGCCAGGCGACAAUGGCACGGAAUGUGGAGCGCAACUGCCCAUCGAAUCGGCCCUGCUCCAAUGUUAUCUGCCCGGAUCCCUUUGAUUGCGUCGAUUUGUGGAAUGAAUACGAAUGCACGUGCAGCGAGGGACGCAUCAUGUCAGCGGAUACCAAGGGCUGUGUCGAUCGCAACGAAUGCCUGGACAUGCCCUGCCUGAACGGGGGCACGUGCAUCAAUUUGGAGCCACGUUUGCGAUAUCGCUGCAUUUGCCCCGAGGGCUAUUGGGGCGAGAACUGUGAACUGGUGCAGGAGGGACAGCGUCUGAAGCUCAGCAUGGGCGCCUUGGGCGCCAUAUUCGUUUGCCUGAUUAUCAUAUUGAUUCUUGCAUUGAUAUUCGUGCUGUACAAUCGCAAACGUAAAACCACCAAGAAGAAGAAACGCUCCGGAACGGAAAAGGAUGUGCGCGAAACGGUGAUUAGCUACGAGGACGAGGGCGGCGGCGAGGAUGAUAUGACGGCAUUCGAUAUAACCCCACUACAAAUACCAAUCAGUGCGCAGAGCGGCACAAUGCCACCGGACAUAGCCGCCUGCAAGAUGCCCAUUAUAUAUCCUGUGAUGACACUGCUGCCGCCUGGGCAGGAAUUGAAUGUGGCCUAUUUGAUGGAGGAGCGCAAGCAGCGCAUCGACAAGGAUCCCAAUGCGCCGCCCUUCGACGACCUGCGCAAUUUCACGUUCGAGGGCAGCGGCAGCAUUGCCGAAUCGCUCAGCUCUUUGGCAUCAGGCACCGACGAUGAGAAUCAAGACUUUAACUAUUUACAAAAUUGGGGUCCACGUUUCAAUGCCCUUGCCGCGAUGUACGUGCAUGAUAAAGCGAAAGCCAAACAGCAGCAACAGCAGCAGCAGCCGUCGCCUUCUCAAGUGGGCGUGGACAAUGCGUUGGCCGUGGUGGCAACGGGCAGCGGUGCUGGACCGGGCGGUGGCAGUGGUGCAGCCAACACGACGGAAGUCGGCAAAGUUGUAUUAUAAAAAUAAAUAGUUAAGUUGUAGCUAAAAAUGAUGUUUCAGCUGUAAGCGUAAUGCCAGGAUAUGGAAACGGAUGUGGAUGUGGAUGUAGAUGUGGAUUGUGCAGCAAUUUCAGCUCAACUAACAAAACUUAAGUAUUCCAUUAAUACAUCUGUAUAUGUGUCUGUCUGCCUCUCUGUGUGUCUGUGUAUCUGUGCGUGUGUGCAUGUUAGCCUAAGCUAGUUUGUAAGCCAGAAAUACGAAUUAAACUAAAGCAGAGCCUUUACGUGUACUACUA
Messenger RNA from Drosophila mojavensis, 6713 nucleotides. RefSeq names its product putative neural-cadherin 2. Gene Ontology annotation, biological process: homophilic cell-cell adhesion. The coding region runs from base 1115 to 6439 and encodes 1774 amino acids. Gene Ontology annotation, molecular function: cadherin binding; calcium ion binding. Gene Ontology annotation, cellular component: catenin complex; plasma membrane. The transcript is spliced from 16 exons. The record is from RefSeq and is a predicted model, not a curated record. Lineage: Eukaryota; Metazoa; Arthropoda; Insecta; Diptera; Drosophilidae.